This is a messenger RNA of Linepithema humile (Argentine ant), 2052 nucleotides long. RefSeq names its product paired mesoderm homeobox protein 2B (gene hbn). The record is from RefSeq and is a predicted model, not a curated record. Gene Ontology annotation, biological process: regulation of transcription by RNA polymerase II. Lineage: Eukaryota; Metazoa; Arthropoda; Insecta; Hymenoptera; Formicidae. Gene Ontology annotation, molecular function: RNA polymerase II transcription regulatory region sequence-specific DNA binding; DNA-binding transcription factor activity, RNA polymerase II-specific.
CGCAUUUUCCGUCGAGAAGGAGGAGAACCGAAGCGUGGAGCGUUUAACAUCCUCCUGUCUCAUCAUUCCCUCUUUCUCUCACUCUCCCUCUCUUUUUCUACCUUCCUUUCAUUUUCUCGUCUUCUUUCACGCACUUCCUUCCGGUUGGACCACAUUCGGUGGUGACACACGCGACUCGGUGGAACAUUCAAGUUGCGCGCGUGUUACCGGAGCGAGAAUUUAUCAUUUACCAGUGAUUUUCGUGAACCAAAGAACUGCGGAUCGCGAAAGCUUACAUUAGUGAUUUCCGAGGAGUUGCUGAACAACUUUAGCUUUAGAUAUGGCCCAGACUUAUAAUCAAAAGAGAAAUGUAUACAGCAUCGACCAGAUUUUGGGUCAUGGCAAAGAAGAAGAUCACGCGACAUCAUCCGACGCAGUCGUCGAUGGUGGUGACACAGAGCUUGGUCACCUGAGUGAUCAUCAGAUCAAUGACACGCUACACGAUCCCUUGAAUUUAGGCGAAUCCGAUCGACCACGCAAGGUGCGAAGAUCCCGCACGACUUUCACGACCUACCAACUGCACGAGCUCGAAAAGGCUUUCGGGAACACGCAGUAUCCAGAUGUGUUCACCAGGGAGGAGUUGGCGAUGAGACUGGAUCUUUCGGAAGCCAGAGUACAGGUCUGGUUCCAAAAUCGGCGUGCAAAGUGGCGCAAGAAGGAAAAGGCGUUGGGCAGAGAUACCAGUUUUAUGCACGUUGAGCAAGGUGGUGUGAAUGAGUUGUCUCUACACGCGCGCUUGCUACAAACGGCCAGCGGCGUUCCCGGCGCGGAUCCUGCGAAUCCGCCGACAGGCCCGUUUCCUUGGUUCAUCCCCCCAGUUUUUCCGCCACCCUGGCCCGCGAGCGCGCCUAAGCUACCACCCCUGCACGCGCUCCUCUCGCAAUACAUCGGCCUGCCGUUGCCGCAAAACUUGGCGUCGCUUGGCACUAUGUUACCCGUCGGCCUGAACCCGAACUCGGCGCUGAAUCACAGCAACGUGAACGGCCAUUCCCUGGCAAGCCAUCUGCACGGGCCUCUGAAUCUCGGGGUACAAAGCAUACCGCAAAACCUAAGCUCGAAAAACGACAAGGAGGAAGACUCGGCGUCGUCCGACGACGAGAUCAGGAAGCAGAGUGCGGAAGUGCUAAGAGUGAAGGCGGAAGAGGCACUACGCAAGGUGGACAAUUAACUGUGAGAGCUUACGGACUUUUGUACAUACAAAGGAUUCUUUUUUCGGUUCACUCGGGAGCCGUUUGAUAUCAACGUAAAUGUUUCACUCGAGCAUAAACGUCCGCGGAAUCUCCAAUAUUCUCGGGAAAUGACGUUCUUGUUUUACAGCCUGCAAGAGCUCGUAUUUGCUUUGUGUCAUUCGCGCGAUUUAAUAUUUGACAAGCAUUCGAUACACAAAUCUCGGAAGAAAACUCAGAAAUUCGGAAGUCGGUUUGGAAUAAAAAAUAUCAAGUGCCAGCAAAAUGUUUAUUGAUGAAUUAUUCUUGCAUCAUCUUUUCAGACGGUCUAUAAAAUCUGAGUUUGAGGAUUAAUUCGGCUAAAGAACAUAUGACAUUUACUACACGUUUGAAUAAUUUUCGCGGCGUAUCGAUGAUGUUGCUAAUUUUCAACAUAUUCAAUUAGACCUAUAGUUUGUUCGAUCGAUAUUAUUGAAUGACUUACACAACACUUUAAUCCUAAUUAGAAGUUUGCAUAGAUGUGAUAAUAAGUUUACUACAAUUUUCAAUCAGUAAUUAGCGGCUGAUCGGAUACACGCGCUCCUUUGAUCUAAAGUUAUGAGGACGGAAUGAAAUAAGAAGACUGUGACAUUUCGAGUCGAUUGAUUUGAAUCUAUUACUCAAUGAAAAAGCAAACUCAAAUCAAGAACAAAACAUUUGAUCUUGAACGAAAUUGGUUAAAUGAUAUCAUUUAUAUAGCAAACCAUAAAUAGACUUUAAGCGGAAGAACAAUGCAGUUCUCUUUUACAGAAACCUUUUCUAGAAAUCUUAAUAACAAAAUAUUCUUUUAGAAUAAAAAUAUUAUUUU